GCCUUGGGCCCGUCAGAUUUGCCCUUCUGCUACAGUAGUAGCACAGUGGUAAUCUCGCCGGCAAACCCAACGUACGGUACAGCGGAGCGUGCAUGUCCGCUACACAAAGGCCGGCAUUCGCUAUCAGCCAACCAACCAAACUCAUCCAGCUACUAACUAGCCAGCACACUGCUCACCCACCUCUUCCCUUUCCCCAUCUCUCAUCCAACAGGCACUCAGUCCCAGCCACGACCCAAGCAAAUCCAACGAACCAAUGCAACCUGCAAUCACUCACUGGCGGCCCAACAAGAACACUCUCCAGCGCCCUACAUUGCGCCAUCUGUCCCAUCUGCAACACACCCCAACCACUCCCACCGUCCCUGCAUCCCCCCAGUUUCCCGCAAAAAACGUCACCGUACAUGACUGGCUUGGCUCCAAAGCAAGAUUCCAUGCAGUAGUCCUGGCCUAAGGUCCUCACUGCAAAACACAAAAGUCUCCCGAGUCCUUUAGCACACAAAAAAACACAAACUUGUUGACCGCCCUUGAGACCGACGGCGUGACUGGGGGUGCUCGU
Molecule: messenger RNA, 553 nt
Organism: Bipolaris sorokiniana ND90Pr
Lineage: Eukaryota; Fungi; Ascomycota; Dothideomycetes; Pleosporales; Pleosporaceae
Exons: 1
Coding region: 254-448 (64 amino acids)
Source: RefSeq, a predicted model, not a curated record